GAUUCCAGAACCCAUGCCGCUGUUUUAAGACUAAUUCCUUCAUCUUCUCUUUGUUGUCUUUCUCCAACGAGUAGAGAGAGAGAGAGAGAGAGAGAGAUGGGAUUUACAUCGUUCGCAGGCAGAGUUCUCUUCGCUUCCGUUUUCAUACUCUCAGCAUGGCAAGAGUUUAAUGAAUUCGGGGUUGAUGGUGGGCCUGCAGCUAAGGCUUUCAAACCCAAGUUUGAUGUUUUUACGCAUCAUGUUAACUCCUGCCUUGGUGUGCAUGUGCCUGAAAUUGAAAUUAAACAUAUUGUUGGGGCUGGUAUAGCGCUGAAGGGUAUUGGAGGCAUUCUAUUUAUCUUUGGCAGCUCUCUUGCAGCAUAUCUCUUGGUUCUGUAUUUGGCAAUCUCUACUCCCAUUUUGUGUGAUUUCUACAACUAUGACAUCGAGAAAACAGAAUUUCUUCAACUUUUCCUCAAGUUUACACAGAGUUUGGCACUUUUUGGGGCGUUGCUCUUCUUCCUUGGGAUGAAGAACUCGAUUCCUAGGAGACAACUGAAGAAGAAGACAGCGCCCAAGACAAAGACAAUCUAGAUGUUAGGGUCCACGUUCUGCAUCUGUUUAUGCUAGCUGGUGGGGUCCAUUUAUUGGAUGGUCCUGGGCUUUCACGGUGUCAAUCAGCAGCGGUGAAGUUCUCUUAGCCUCGUUUCUUGCAUACAUGUAUGGAUGGAUAUUUCCGGGGGAUGCCUUUUCACUAAUGUAGUUUCAUCUCAUACCCCAUUUCUCUAUACAACUUCAGAUUUAGGACGGAGGUGUCCCAACCGGAAUUGUUAUUACUGUUUCCUAAAAUCCAUCUCUGAGCCCUGCUACAGCAAGUCCUACUCUGUCCAUGCAUGCCAGUGUGUGCAGUGUAUGUGCUGUAGCCUGAAAGUAAAAUCAGGUGGGCCACACCUCAUGCAAGUAACUGUAUUUGGGAUUUCUCCUUCGAAGCUCAGUUUAUCAUUAUAUCCUUUCAUGCUCA
This is a messenger RNA of Magnolia sinica, 1000 nucleotides long. RefSeq lists its product as uncharacterized. Lineage: Eukaryota; Viridiplantae; Streptophyta; Magnoliopsida; Magnoliales; Magnoliaceae. The record is from RefSeq and is a predicted model, not a curated record. Bases 97 to 573 code for a protein of 158 amino acids. The transcript has 5 exons.